Lemur catta (Ring-tailed lemur) is the source of this 453-nucleotide messenger RNA. RefSeq names its product keratin-associated protein 4-1. NCBI's taxonomy places the organism in Eukaryota, Metazoa, Chordata, Mammalia, Primates, Lemuridae. The record is from RefSeq and is a predicted model, not a curated record. Gene Ontology annotation, cellular component: keratin filament. The transcript is spliced from 2 exons. The coding region runs from base 1 to 453 and encodes 150 amino acids.
AUGGUCAACUCUCGUUGUGGCUCCGUCUGUUCUGACGAUGGCUGUGGCCAAGGCCUCUGCCAGGAGACCUGCUGCCAACCCAGCUGCUGCCAGACCACCUGCUGUCAGACCACCUGCUGCCAGACCUCUUGCAGCCGCCCAACCUGCUGCCGCCCAGUCUGCUGUCAGACCACCUGCCGCCCCAGCUGUGUUGUGUCCAGCUGCUGCCGCCCAGUCUGCUGUCAGACUACUUGCCGCCCUAGCUGUGGUGUGUCCAGCUGCUGCCGCCCAGUCUGCUGUCAGACCACCUGCCGCCCCAGCUGUGGUGUGUCCAGCUGCUGCCGCCCAGUCUGCUGUCAGACCACCUGCCGCCCCAGCUGUGGUGUGUCCAGCUGCUGCCGCCCAGUCUUCUUUCAGACCACCAGCUGUGGUACAACUUGCUGUCGCCCCAGCUGCUGUGAAACCUCCUGUUGA